AUGGUUUUAAAUGUUAAAGAAGAUAAGGCUGGUGAUAGCUCACAUCUAGACAAGGUCAAUCCUGUGAUUUUGGACGCCAAAAAUAAGAAAAAUCUGAAUUAUUUUGAUGAAGAUCUGUGUACUGAGAAAUUCGGUCUUGGGCAAUUGAAAGUUAGAACUACUCAAGUAGAAAGGGACUUUACUUCAUGGGAGAUAGUGCCAUUGGAUUUUGAGGUGGGAUUGCAUUCGAAGGCAACACAUUUCAAACAGUAUACAACUGCUGAGCAGCAUAAUAUAAUAGAUGAAGGUCAGAUUAGCCAACUUCCAGAUGAAAUCCUUAGUCGUAUUUUGGCGUAUCUACCUCUCAAAGAAACCUGCAGAACAAGUAUUCUGUCGAAAAGAUGGAAACGUGUGUGGACUUGGGUUGCGGAUCUCGAUUUUAACGGGUUCACUACAUUGUGCCAGAGGAGGGUGACUGGGGAGGUUGAAGGGUCUCUGCCUCACUUACCUGCACUAAAGGAGUUAUCUAUAGAGCUUUGUUUAGCUGGCAAUGAGAGCAUGUGCGGACUUACUACAUUUUUUAGGGCAUCCCCAAACCUGGAGAAGUUUGUAAUAAAGACAUUAUACCCGCAGAAAAUAAUAACCCGCAGAGGUUCAGAUAAUGUUGUAGAUUGCCCUCUUCAACAUCUUAGAGUGGUUGAGAUAUCUCAAUACCGCGGCCGUUCAAUUGAAUUUGAACUAGUCCAAUACUUGCUUAAGAACGCAAUUUCCCUUGAGAAGAUAAUUGUUGAUCCACGUUUUAAAAUGGCUUCAUUUGGUGGUAACGAUUGGCUCCUUCUUGAAUCUGGGACAGUCGAUGGAAGAGAUGCAUUACUGGAACGGUCCUCGAGGUUGAAUGAGCAGAUCAGGUUGGGAAUAAGGCCUCCAUUUGGUGGUGAAGAUUGGUUCUGCGAUCUUGACACAUUCAAUCAAGAAGCUCGGAUAACAGAGGAAGCCAGAAGGUGUGCUGAGCAGCAACUCUUGGGAAUUAUAAUGCCUCCGCAUGUGACAUUGCAGAUCCUUUAG
This is a messenger RNA of Oldenlandia corymbosa var. corymbosa, 1044 nucleotides long. Lineage: Eukaryota; Viridiplantae; Streptophyta; Magnoliopsida; Gentianales; Rubiaceae. The record is from the annotation of a GenBank genome assembly.